Molecule: messenger RNA, 1231 nt
Organism: Mobula hypostoma (lesser devil ray)
Lineage: Eukaryota; Metazoa; Chordata; Chondrichthyes; Myliobatiformes; Myliobatidae
Gene: bloc1s4
Product: biogenesis of lysosomal organelles complex-1, subunit 4, cappuccino
Exons: 5
Coding region: 54-665 (203 amino acids)
Cellular component (GO): BLOC-1 complex
Source: RefSeq, a predicted model, not a curated record
CAAUGGUAGAGGCGGGCUGUCUGGACCCGUAGGCGAUCAGUUGACUCGGUGCGAUGGCGGAAGCGUGGCUCGGGGUCCCGAACGGUGCUGGUUCUUGUGAGUGUUCGGACGGUCGAGUUAUCGGACAGGAAGAAGACGAAGUAAGAGAAGGCCCCGAGCCGGGCGCGUCCCGAACAGUGAGCGAACAGGAGGUGCUGCUGAAGCAGACGGCCUGCUUUUACUCGGAGUGUUUAACAGCCAGCGUUGAGCAGGAGGUUCAGCAAUUGGAGACAUGUUUAGAAGAAAUGCUUUCCAGAGUGGAUGAAUUCUGUGGGAUGUUGGACAUAAUUCGAAAUGAUUCUUCACAAAUAAUGAAUGAAAAUAUCCCUGAAAUCCAUGCUAAAGCUGAUGAAAUGAAGCAAAUGUACAAAAAGAUUGAUAAACUUGAGGCUUUUGUUAAGAUGAUUGGAAAGAAUUUAUCUACGCUGGAUGAUCAAGUAACACAGGCAGAAGCUGAGCUCGGAACCUUUCCAAGUGCAUUUAAAAAAAUCUUGCAUUCAUUCAGUUCUUCUGCAUUCUUUAAUAAACCAUCCUUUCCAAAGAAGCAACAGCAAAAAUUUGAGGUUGCACCUCUCUUCCAGACAGAAGACUACUUCCCUGCAAAUAGUUUUCAGGAACAUGAAUGAUAACACUGAAAUAAUAGCAGUACAAAUGAGGGGAUCAAAUUUGUUGAACCCUGAAAGAAGCACUUAAGAACCUUGUGGACAAUAUUGAAACAGUGUUAAAAUUGUGAAACAAAUCUUGUCUUCCUUUUGAAUCUUCAAAAAAUUACUUGAGGUAUAACACUGUUACCUAAGUACAUGCACUGUUGGAUGGUUGGUUUAGACUGAUUUUAGAUGUUUGUCCAACCUGAAGUUUUGAGAUCUUUUGAUAAUUUAGUUCUCUUCUGAGACUGGAUUUGUUUGUAACAGUAUUCAAUCCUAAGCCAUAUUUUUGCACUUUUUGAUUGUAUUACUACAAAGUUUCCAAAAUCUGCUGUUUUGAUUAAUUGUACCAGAUUUUAGAAGCAGAAAUUCUUAAAUCGCUAAAUUAGAUGUUUUAUUUUGUACUAAUGACUUCUGGGCGCUGGAUUCUGUUUCUUUUUGCUUUGAGAGGUAUUAAAUUGCCUUUAGGUAUUGCAAUUUUUAAAUCCAUGCAGUAUAUCUUUUUUAAUGAUUAAAAUAGCUCAAGAUUCAUUCCGUCUCCAAACAUA